CGGGGGAUUGCGCAACAUCACCACACGAUACAUCAAGGUUUCCCGAUCGAUUGUCCAUUAAGGCAAAAGAUCAUUUAAGUCUACCACAACAAUGUGAAGCAGAUGCAGGCACGACAAUCGACCCAUUGUGUUUAAUGAGGUUUUCUCUGCCGGAAUUAGACGCCUUACAAUGCUGCCUGAGCUGGCGCCAGUAUUAAAUCCCAAUGCCGCCCCUUUACUUAACCCCCAAUGCAAAAUACAUUUUAAUUGUCAGUGCACGGAACUGUGAUGUUGCGUAAUGCCACAUUCAACCACUAGAGGUCGCAGUAACAGAGCAAGAGAAAGCAGGAGUUCUCUCCUAUCAAACCCACCGCAGCACCUCCAGAACAACACUUCCAGCUGUUUCUGAAAUACAAUUCCCAGCAUUCUCUGCCGGGCUGAUUUGGUUUAAGGACAGGAAAGGCAUCAGUUACAUUAGUAUUAGUUAUUAUUACAACAGUUGUUGGACUCCAGAACUUCACCUUGUGCAUUUAGUAAGAAGAUUUGCAGACGUCAAUGCUUUGUGUAGAGCGAAUGUGAUUAAACUGUAUUUUAUUAGCCCAGAGCAGAAUGAUUCUGUGUUAUAUGGGUUUCCCUCAUCACCAAAGAAAGGACCAGAAAUACUGAAGAGCCCAUUGUGACAUUCACUACCGUUACUUAUAAUGGACACAACUUGCCCUGGAAAUCUGCACUGUGUACAACACAAACAUGGGAUAUUGUGUGGACGUUUGUGCCCCCAUUCAUGACUUAUUUGUGCCAGCGCUCUCAUACAGGCUGUCAGAUCUUAAUAACUCAGGGUUUAGAGCCUCCCACAUCCCCAGCAGAUUGAGCUGAUCAAGGUUACCAGGAACAAGUCCGUUCCCUAAUCACGAGUCCAAUCUGUGUCAUGUGUGAAGUUCAGUAUUGGAGUUGCCACUUGAUCCCACCGUGCCUCCAUCUGUCACCCUCCCUCCCCCUGGCACAGUUAUCACUGUCACACCUUCUGUCUGGCACAGUCUCACCAGGGAGACUCUCAUUCAGCGCUCACUCAGCACUCUCUCAUGCCCAGGCAGUGGGAUCGGUGUCACGGUUCCGCCAGAAGCUGGUGGUGUCGGAUACUGAUUUAUCGUUGCCUGUUCUGACUCUUGGACCCGCAAUGCAAGGAUUGGGCCCGGCCUGUAUCUUCCUGCGCAAGGGCAUUGCUGAAAAACAGGGGUAUCGGGAAUUGGGCACCGAUGAGAUUGAAGAGCUCCGAGAUGCCUUUGUGGAGUUUGAUAAGGACAAGGAUGGAUUUAUUACCUGCAAGGACCUGGGGAACUUGAUGAGGAUCAUGGGGUAUAUGCCUACUGAGAUGGAGCUCAUUGAACUCUCUCAACAAAUCAACAUGAACCUUGGAGGUCGGGUAGAUUUUGAAGACUUUGUAGACCUGAUGACCCCUAAGCUCCUAGAAGAGACAGCUGGUAUGAUUGGAAUGAAAGAACUGAGAGAUGCCUUCAAAGAGUUUGAUGCUAAUGGAGAUGGAGAGAUCACAUUGGAUGAGUUACAUCAUGCUAUGCAAAGGCUUCUGGGGGAAAAGCUAACCAGUAAUGAGAUCACUGAUGUGGUGAGAGAGGCAGAUCUGAAUGGAGAUGGAACCGUGGAUUUUGAAGAGUUUGUCCGGAUGAUGUCACGCUGAUGCCUCUCCACCAAAUAGUAAACUGGUCAUCGAUCAUCUCUCAUAUUCCAUGAUUUAGAAGAGCCCUGGAUUCCCAGCAGCCAUUGCACAUCCUCCCUCAUUAAUUAAAACCAUUCAUCAAUAAAUGAACAUGUUUUUAUAAUUA
This is a messenger RNA of Xenopus laevis (African clawed frog), 1817 nucleotides long. RefSeq names its product calcium binding protein 5 S homeolog (gene cabp5.S). Lineage: Eukaryota; Metazoa; Chordata; Amphibia; Anura; Pipidae. The coding region runs from base 905 to 1672 and encodes 255 amino acids. The transcript is spliced from 7 exons. The record is from RefSeq and is a predicted model, not a curated record.